Ziziphus jujuba (common jujube) is the source of this 3257-nucleotide messenger RNA. RefSeq names its product beta-galactosidase 5-like. Lineage: Eukaryota; Viridiplantae; Streptophyta; Magnoliopsida; Rosales; Rhamnaceae. The coding region runs from base 448 to 3003 and encodes 851 amino acids. Gene Ontology annotation, cellular component: cell wall; vacuole. The record is from RefSeq and is a predicted model, not a curated record. The transcript has 19 exons. Gene Ontology annotation, molecular function: carbohydrate binding; beta-galactosidase activity. Gene Ontology annotation, biological process: carbohydrate metabolic process.
AAGACAGAAAGAAGUUUGUGUUUGUGCUUAAAGAAAGCAGAAAAAGAAGCGGUGAAAUCAGAUACGAAUCAAGAAACGCAAAACUACCAAACUUUGAAAUUAAUACGCUAACAAAAUCAUACUCUAAAUUAUUAAAAAAAAAAAAAACGAUUUUGAUGUGAAAUAGGCAGAGUGUGAAGAUAUAGUAGCCAAAUAUUUUCGUCGUCAUUAUAUACUUGGAGCCAACUGUCACUUUGUGUGCGUAUAUUGUAGUGAUUCCUUUAAAGACAAAUCACUCUGCUUUUGCUGCUCUGUGACCACCACAUUGCUGCUUCUUGGUGGACUAUAUAUAUAUAUAUAUAUAUAUAUAAUUUCUUUCUUCUCACAGUAUCAUAUUGCUUGCUCAAUAUUUUCUGAGACUAUUAUUUAUUUAUUUUCUCUUUCUGUGUCUUUCCCUUGAGAGAAAAUAUGGAGGCUAGCUCAGCUUCCAACUGGGUUCUGCUCUGCAUUUUGUUGUUUCUAGGUCUCAAGUUGACACAUUGCAAAGUUUCCUAUGAUAAUAAGGCUCUUAUCGUUAAUGGGCAGAGGAAAAUUCUCUUUUCUGGCUCCAUACACUAUCCCAGAAGUACCCCUCAGAUGUGGGAAGGUCUUAUACAGAAGGCUAAAGAUGGUGGUUUGGAUGUUAUAGACACCUAUGUGUUUUGGAAUCUUCAUGAACCUUCUCCUGGCAAUUAUAAUUUUGAGGGGAGGAAUGAUUUAGUUCGGUUCAUCAAGACCGUCCAAAAAGCAGGGCUCUAUGUGCAUCUUCGUAUUGGGCCUUAUAUUUGUGCAGAGUGGAACUUUGGUGGGUUUCCAGUUUGGCUGAAGUAUGUUCCAGGCAUUAGCUUCAGAACAGAAAAUAAGCCUUUCAAGUCAGCAAUGCAAAAAUUUACCCAGAAAAUUGUCCAAAUGAUGAAGGAUGAAAAGUUGUUUGAGUCUCAAGGUGGCCCCAUUAUACUCUCUCAGAUUGAGAAUGAGUAUGAACGAGAAGCUAGGUCAUUUGGAGCGGCUGGUCGUUCAUACAUGAAUUGGGCUGCAAAUAUGGCAGUUGGAAUGGAUACUGGGGUCCCGUGGGUUAUGUGCAAGGAAAACGAUGCUCCAGACCCAGUGAUAAACACUUGCAAUGGUUUUUAUUGCGACUAUUUCACUCCAAACAAACCUUACAAACCCAAUCUCUGGACUGAGGCUUGGACUGGCUGGUUUACAGAAUUUGGUGGCCCAAUUUACCAAAGACCCGUUAAGGACUUGGCAUUUGCAGUUGCUCGGUUCAUUCAAAAGGGAGGUUCCUUGGUAAAUUAUUACAUGUACCAUGGGGGAACCAACUUUGGAAGAACUGCUGGAGGACCUUUUAUCACUACCAGUUAUGACUAUGAUGCUCCUAUUGAUGAAUAUGGGUUGAUCAGAGAACCUAAGUAUGGCCACUUAAAGGAGCUUCAUAAGGCCAUUAAGCUAUGUGAAAAAGCUAUACUAAAUGCUGAUCCUACUGUCACAUCCUUAGGAAGCUAUGAAGAGGCACAUGUGUUCUCUUCCAAGUCAGGAGGCUGUGCAGCUUUUCUCUCAAAUUACAAUGUAAAGUCAGCCUCAAGAGUGACAUUCAACGGCAUGUCAUAUAAGCUCCCACCUUGGUCUAUCAGCAUCCUUCCAGACUGCAAGAAUGCUGUCUUCAAUACUGCCAAAGUUCGAGUUCAAACAUCCAAACUGCAAAUGCUGCCUACAGGUUUUAAGUUAAAUUCAUGGGAGACUUUCAAUGAAGACAUAUCUUCGGUGGAUGGUGAUACAACAACCACGGUUAAUGGUCUCUUAGAGCAGCUAAACAUCACCAGGGACACCAGUGACUAUUUAUGGUACACUACAAGUGUUGACAUAAGUUCAUCUGAAUCAUUUCUACGGGGAGGCCAACAUCCCACUCUAACUGUGCAGUCAGCAGGAGAUGCUAUGCAUGUCUUUGUCAAUGGACAGCUUUCAGGAUCGGCUCAUGGAACUAGGGUAAACAGGAGAUUCACUUUUACUGGAAAUGUUAAUCUGCGAGCUGGAAUAAAUAAAAUUUCACUGCUCGGCAUAGCUGUUGGAUUGCCGAACAAUGGUCCACACUUCGAGGAACAAAACAUAGGAAUUCUAGAACCAGUUGUUCUACAUGGACUAGACAAAGGAAAGAGAGAUUUAUCAUGGCAAAGAUGGUCAUUCAAGGUUGGGCUAAGAGGAGAAACCUUGAAUUUAGAUUCUCCAAAUUCCAUCUCAUCUGUCGAGUGGAUUAAAGAGUCCUUCGUAACACAUAUUCAGCAGCCCCUGACAUGGUAUAAGGCCUAUUUUGAUGCACCCAGAGGAGAUGAGCCUUUGGCUCUGGACAUGAGUAGUAUGGGAAAGGGUCAAGUAUGGAUCAAUGGGCAAAGCAUUGGAAGAUAUUGGACUAAAUAUGCUGAAGGUAACUGUGGUGCUUGCAGUUACUCUGGAACAUUCCGGCCUCCAAGGUGCCAAUAUGGUUGUGGCCAUCCAACUCAACAAUGGUAUCAUGUGCCUCGGUCUUGGUUAAAGCCAUCUCAAAAUCUACUGGUAAUUUUUGAGGAACUUGGUGGGGAUGCAUCAAAGGUUGCUCUCGUAAAAAGAUCAGUUACAACUGUUUGUGCCAAGGUUUCUGAUCAACAUCCUAGCAACUGGCACAAUGAGAGCAUCAGCCAAGAAGAAGAGCUAAUGAAGCCUAUGCUUAGCUUACAUUGUACAGACGGGUACUCCAUUUCUGCUAUUAAGUUUGCAAGCUUUGGAACUCCAUCAGGAAGCUGUGGGAACUUCCAGCAUGGUACCUGCCAUGCUCCAGGCUCACGCGCUGCCUUAGAGAAGAACUGCAUAGGUCAACAGAGAUGUUUGGUGACGAUAUCCAGCAGUAAGUUUGGUGAAGACCCAUGUCCAAAUAUAUCGAAACAAUUAUUUGUGGAAGCUGUCUGUAAUCCUAUAGCUACUGCAAAGAUCACACCAGCUUUGAGGGUAUAAAAAGAAGUCCCCGGAGACGAUCUAAGUUCUAACUCCAUACAAACAUGUAGAGAAAUUCAUUUGAUAGACAUCACAUUUAGAUUUAUGCAAAUGUAAGUAAGGUCAGCCUAUGAUUGAUGUAGUUGCAGGCAUAAUGUUUGUAUACUUGACGCUUCAACACUGGUGCUUGUUAACCAAGAAAGAGCACCAGAAGCUAAAGAGAUAAGUAAUAUUGCAUUUAUCUUUGAAAGAAUGGUGAUUUUGAUUUUCAAAAA